GGCCUGUGUGUGUCUGGAUUAUUCUGAUAAGUUCCAUUUCAUGUCACACUUUCGCAGCUCCCAACGGCACCACUCUGCAACGCUCUUUGUUCACAAGUGUGUGGACACCAUCGAGCUCUUCUCCAUCUCUGGCUAGUUUCGAAGCAUCGUUUUCUGGUUGUUUAAAAUAUGGCCAAGCAUCAUCCUGAUUUGAUUAUGUGCCGGAAGCAACCUGGAAUCGCCAUUGGACGAUUGUGUGAAAAAUGUGAUGGCAAGUGUGUGAUCUGUGAUUCAUAUGUGCGUCCUUGUACACUUGUCCGAGUUUGCGAUGAAUGCAACUACGGAUCAUUUCAGGGUCGAUGCGUCAUUUGUGGAGGAGUAGGAAUAUCUGAUGCCUACUACUGCAAGGAAUGCACACAACAGGAGAAAGACAGGGAUGGUUGCCCCAAAAUUGUUAAUUUAGGGAGUGCCAAAACUGAUUUAUUCUACGAACGCAAAAAGUAUGGUUUUAAGAAAAGAUGAUGAGGUCAGAUUACGGAGACAUUUGUACCUCUGAAACUUUUUUCCCUUUUGGUGUUUUGCUCCGUAUCGAAAGCUCAGCAUAUGAGACAUAGUGCAUGAAAACUUUUAUCUUGUACAAUGUUUAAGUGAUUGGCGAGUUAACUAAUGAUCAUAAGAGUUAGUCUUGUGCUAUCAACAUGAACAGUGACAAGACUAUGAUAUGUUCAGUUAGCAGCUGUCUUCAGCUUGAGGUUUAACGUAAUUUGUGCUUGUAUUUAUAUCACCUUUAUAUUGCUGAUUUUGAAAUUCCUGAUA
This is a messenger RNA of Lotus japonicus, 795 nucleotides long. RefSeq names its product PHD finger-like domain-containing protein 5A. The transcript is spliced from 2 exons. Gene Ontology annotation, biological process: mRNA splicing, via spliceosome. Bases 169 to 501 code for a protein of 110 amino acids. The record is from RefSeq and is a predicted model, not a curated record. Gene Ontology annotation, cellular component: U2 snRNP; catalytic step 2 spliceosome; precatalytic spliceosome. Lineage: Eukaryota; Viridiplantae; Streptophyta; Magnoliopsida; Fabales; Fabaceae.